AUGGUUGCUUUAGAAAGAAAAAGAAAGAUCUCAGGUCCUGAGCAAUCUAAUGGCACUAAGAAAUUGAAGAGUGCAACUUCUUCCUUUGUAUUGCAUUCUUAUUCAAAAUUGCCAGACCUUAAUGCUAUUCCUCUGGCUAAAACCAACCCUUUAGAUAUAUUUGUAUGGGGUACAGGAUCAAUGUGUGAAUUAGGUCUUGGGCCUUCUGCUAAAACUAAAGAAGUUAAAAGACCAAGGUUGAAUCCAUUUUUGACUAGUGAGCAUUUGGGCGAUAGUAAAAUCGUUGAUUUUGCCGCUGGUGGUAUGCAUACUUUGGCUUUAGAUUCUGAUAAUAGAGUUUGGUCAUGGGGUGGUAACGACAGUGGUGUUUUGGGUAGAGAUACAUCGAAAGUUAAGGAAGUCUUGAAGGAUAUGGAUGCUGAUGAUUCUGAAGAUGAUGACGAUGGUGAUUUGAACGAAGCAGAAUCCACUCCGGGCUUGGUUGAAAAUCUACCAAAACUUAAAGGUGCAAAAAUUGUUCAAUUGGCAGCUACUGAUAACUUGAGUGCUGUAUUGUAUGACAACGGUGACGUGUACGCUUGGGGCUGCUUCCGUUGUAAUGAAGGUUUAUUAGGUUUCUUAAGAGAUGAAAUUAAAUUGCAAAGGACACCUUUAAAGAUUAAACAAUUGAAGAAUAUUGUUCAAUUAGCAAGAGGAAAAGAUCACUUAUUGGCGUUGGAUUCAAAAGGUAUUGUUUACGCUUGGGGAAAUGGCCAACAAUUUCAGUUGGGUCGUCGUAUUUUAGAAAGACAUCGUUACCGUGGUUUAGAACCACAGCAAUUUGGAUUAUACAACAUCAAGUAUAUUGCAAGUGGUGACUUCCAUUGUUUUGCUAUUGAUCACGAUGACCAGGUAUAUGCAUGGGGUUUGAAUCAAUUCGGUCAAUGUGCUUUAACUGACGCAGACGGUAAAUUAGAAGAUGGUUCUUUAAUUACCUCACCUACCGUUAUUCCUGAAUUAUCUAAGAAAGGUAUUACCCAACUUUGUGCUGGUGAACAUCAUUCAAUGGCAUUAACUGAAGAUGGUCUGGUUCUUUCUUGGGGUAGAUAUGAUAUGAAAGAAGUAGGUAUUCCAAAGGACAAGUUACCAGAAUACACAUUCAAGGACGCACAUGGAAAUGCUAGAUCAGUUCCAACUCCUACCAAGCUUCAAUUUGGAUCGAAGCCAGAUAACGGUGUCAAAUGUAAGGCUAUUGCAUGUGGGUCACACCAUUCAUUUGCUGUAACUGAUGAUGGUUUUGUAUACGCCUGGGGUUUCGGUGAUACGUAUGCACCAGGUUUAGGCCCAUUAGAUGAGGAUGUUGAAAAGCCAACUAGAAUUGUAAACACUGCUACAAAAUACCAUGAUAUUCAGCAGAUAAAUGCUGGUGGUCAAUAUUCUAUAAGUGGUGGUGUUAAAAUUGAUGAUGAAGAUAAAGCAGAAGAUAGAAUAGAGAAAUACGAAGAAAUUGAUGGAUGA
Debaryomyces fabryi is the source of this 1497-nucleotide messenger RNA. Its product is annotated as Ran guanyl-nucleotide exchange factor. Lineage: Eukaryota; Fungi; Ascomycota; Pichiomycetes; Serinales; Debaryomycetaceae. The transcript has a single exon. Gene Ontology annotation, cellular component: cytoplasm. The record is from RefSeq and is a predicted model, not a curated record. Bases 1 to 1497 code for a protein of 498 amino acids. Gene Ontology annotation, molecular function: guanyl-nucleotide exchange factor activity.